Molecule: messenger RNA, 1721 nt
Organism: Bombus pyrosoma
Lineage: Eukaryota; Metazoa; Arthropoda; Insecta; Hymenoptera; Apidae
Product: SET domain-containing protein SmydA-8-like
Exons: 7
Coding region: 155-1633 (492 amino acids)
Molecular function (GO): protein binding
Source: RefSeq, a predicted model, not a curated record
CAUUACAUAAUGAACGUAUUCUUAAACGUAUAUAUACUCUGAAGUAUAUGUGAAGUAUAUGUGAAGUAUAUGAAGUACUGGUUACAGUACCACCACCCUUUGGAAUCAGUCGUCAGAAUCUUUCAAGCGUCACUCUAGAGUAUCAUUAUUUAACAUGAGUCUUCAGGAUAUUAUAGAACCGGAGAAAGUAGAGGAGGUGUUAUUGUCUCAUUUAAAGGAAAAUAAGAUCUUCCUGAAAGGACCAAAACCGUGGACUAUUCGUUCUUCACUAUUGGGUGGUCGUGGCAUGUUCGCCACCCGAGACAUCAAACAAAAUGAAUUAAUAUUCAUUGAUUCGCCUCUAUUAGUCGGACCUAAAUACACAGGCAAAUAUUUUGAAAUGUGCGUAUCAUGUUACAAGAACGAAUGCGCAUUAUUUCCGUGCGACAGAGGUUGUGGCUUGCCAGUUUGCUCGACUCAAUGUGAAAAUUCGCCAAAGCAUGUGAAUUAUGAAUGUGAAUAUCUUAAAUCAUUGGUACCGACUUGCGGUACCGAUUGGUCCCCAAACUUAUUACUGGCUGUGGUACCCAUUCGUGCACUCUUUCUAACGGAACAACAGCGUAAAUGCUUGGCAACGCUUCAGUCUGAUAAAAAUCUGACUUGUUAUCCCGAGAUCGAACAAUUGAAAAAGAAUGUGACCAAUUCUCCAAGCGAGGAAGAUAUGGAUUUGAUGAAGCAUGUGUGCAGAAUACUUAAUACGAAUUCGUUUGAAACGAUUAUGGUCCACGACAAGGAGCAUUCUGCGAGUUUACGAGGACUUUAUUCUAUUGCCUCGUUCCAAAAUCAUUGUUGCGUACCGAAUACGAGACAUCAUUUCGAUGGAGAAUUGCGGAUGUAUGUUAGCGCUGCCCUUCCGAUUGCUGCUGGAGAGGAGAUCACUAGCACUUAUACAAGUUUAUUUUGGGAUACAACAUUACGGCGGAAAUUUUUAAGUGUAACUAAACACUUCUCCUGCAUGUGCAAAAGAUGCAGUGAUCCUACGGAAUUUAAAUCUAGGCUAGGUGCACUGUUAUGCGCAUCUGACAAAUGUUCCGGAGAGUUAUUACCCCUAGAUCCUCUUAAUAUGACUACUCCUUGGAUUUGUGAUAAAUGUGCCAUAACCCUAAAUCAUCGGCAGAUAUGUUCGAUUCGUUCAGGUAUAGCGGGAAUCAUAAAGGAAGUUUUAUGCAAAACACCACGCGAGAUCUAUAAGUUUCUGCAGAAGGAGCUUUCACUUUUGACUCCUUGGAGCAAUUACUGUAUUGUAGAUAUGAAGUUUCGAAUUGUUUCGUAUUAUGGCAGGAGUGAUGGCGCCAAAUGGGAAGAUUUAAGUGAUACUGAGCUGAAUCUAAAAGCGAAAUUCUGCAACGAUUUACUUUCUGUACUGGAUACUUUAAAUUGUGGUGAUUGUAGAAAAAGAGGUCUUAUUUUAUAUGAACUAUAUUGCACAAAUCUUGAAAAAAUAAAACGAUCUAAACAACAACCAAAUAUUGAGGAACUUGAUGAAAAUCAACGUAUAUUAAAAAAGGCAAUCGUUAUACUACAAAACGAUAUUAUUUCGGCUGUUACAUUUGAAUAUGAUAAAAACUAUUUUAAACAACCAAUUGCUGUAUAAAAGAUAUUAUCGACGAAUAAAACAUAAAAUAUACUUAUAACCGUAUAAUAAAAUAACUUACAGAACAAUAAAGAAAACGUGUAAUUCU